UCACAGAGCACCACCCAGCAUCAGUGGGGCAUCACACAGCAGGCUUGGGACACCACCAUCAGUAUCACGCCCGCACGGCAAUUCUUUCAGCCAAGAUCCGUCUCAAGACAGUCACAUCCAGUACAGCCGCCCCAACUACCGCUACAGUCAAGACGAACUUGACUUACUGCGUCGGGUUGAGUCGGUGCGGCAGCAGCGAGAGGGGGAUAGUCAGCCCCCGCCGCUCUUCACUGCUGUCGCUGCCGCUGCUGCGUCAGGCGAAUCCUUUGUCCUCGACUUCCCUCUCAAACGGGCUGCUGCUACAACUGCUGCUGCAGCUGGUUUCACAACUGCUGCUGCUACAACCGGAGAUGCCAGCCUGAAAGCCCAGAGGAGGAGGAGGAGGCAGCGAACAGUGAUCAUCGGACCAGUGUCCCUGCAAUGGGUCGCUGCAGCCGCAGGGUACCAGCCGUCUCCGAAGAGCCCGAAAGGCCCCUGCACGCUGCUCAAGAGAGUGUUCAUAGUGAGAGUCAAGUCGGCUGCUGACUUCGCCGCCAGGGCCUCUCUCCCGCGCACCACCACCGUCAUUCUCUAUUUACAGAAAGAUUUGACACUGCCUCAAGGGGUUCUGUUCCAGCGGCAGCAGUCUUGCACGAUACUCAUGUCGGCAAAAUGGCCCGGUUACACGCUGACGGGUGGUAACCCUAUGUAUCCGGUGUUGCGCGUGUGGAACACUAGUAACGUGGUGUCGCUGAACGUGAACCAUCGCCUGCCGAUGACGGAGAGCAGCCCCGAGUGCACCACCGUGCCCGAGCUCGGCAAGGGCGUCACCUGCCCGCCAUCUCCAUCCAUCGGUCCUACGGCGUGCAGAUUGGCAAG
Closterium sp. Naga37s-1 is the source of this 858-nucleotide messenger RNA. The record is from the annotation of a GenBank genome assembly. NCBI's taxonomy places the organism in Eukaryota, Viridiplantae, Streptophyta, Zygnematophyceae, Desmidiales, Closteriaceae.